UUCGAUCGUUCUUGGGAGCGACUUCCACCCGAAAUGCACGACUAUAUCUGGAGCUUCGUGGAGAGUUCGAACAACAAAGCUGAGGUCUCAAGGCUUUCUCUAGUCUCGCGAGCCCACUCCCGACGAUUUCGCCCUCGUCUCUUCGCCAGCCCUGUGCUCAGGAGCGAGGAAGAUUGCCAUACGCUCUACAGCAUAGUGCGAUCCCCGCUGUCGGCCUGGCUUGCAGAGCACGUCACCACGUUGAGGUUUCAUAGUACUUGCUUUCCCAAUCCUCCAUUCUGGAUGACACUCGUUCGCUUCUUGCCUGCGUGCUGGACUAUCGAUAAGCUCAACCACGACCCCCUCAUUCCUCCCGGGCGUAUUUCGCGGACUGCAGCUUUGAAGAGCUCUCUGAAGAAUAUCACCUGUCUGAAGUUACUCCAUUGCGACUUCCCUUCAUUCCGAAUUCUUCUUCGCGUGUUGGGGGAUAUCAUCCACCUAGAAUCUAUUGAUUUCAAGCACGUCACAUGGAAGGCUGACCCCCUCUUGAUAAUUGAUACCGUAAACAAUGUCACCAACGGUGCCUUCAGCCAUGUCAACUCAAUUCAAAUGCGGAGCUGUACAGACAAUGUGGCAGUGCCCGCCUGGAUCUUCGCUGCUAUUAGCACGCAUCACUCGUUCAGCAGACGUCAAGCUGCGCCGAUAGCUCCUGGAGAAACAUUGUCCCUCAUCAAAUUUAUGCAGAAUUUCUUAGGCGAUGACAUGAUCGAGAAUUCGACAUUCGACGCCAAAGAUACUGAUGCAGGUGAUUCAUUCAUCGAUGUUUACACAUUCGUUGGUUACCUAUCCGGGUCGAAGGCGGUCGAAGGCUCGGACACAGUGACUAGGAUGCGCGUACGUUUGUGGGUUCAGCUCGCAAGAUCAACGUCUCCUGGCGGCGAUGAUGAGUCUUGGUCUAUUCAUCACAUCUUCAUCACGGACUCGCAAACCACUGACAACUAUAAUGGCAACGGAUUGUACACCGACUAUCUCGACUCUCGCAAUUGGUCCAUACUCCCUUCCCUUCUGACCGCGCUUCCACGACUUCAGCCACUCGAAAUCCUUUGCCAGGGAGAUCGCUCAGAAACCAACUUUCGCGCCCUA
Molecule: messenger RNA, 1122 nt
Organism: Phanerochaete carnosa HHB-10118-sp
Lineage: Eukaryota; Fungi; Basidiomycota; Agaricomycetes; Polyporales; Phanerochaetaceae
Exons: 2
Source: RefSeq, a predicted model, not a curated record